AUGAUCGAGUUACUGUCUGUUUUCGGCAACGAAGCGCCACAUCAGUCGACGAUUUCCCGUUGGUAUAAAGAAUUCAAACGUGGACGGGUGAGGGUGGGUGCACCAAAAACGGCAGUCACCCAGGAAAACGUCGAUGCUGUGCGCAAACUCAUCAUUGAAGAUAGACAUAUCUCAAAGACCUCAAUUCAAAAAAAUUUACAUGAAGAAUUAGGAGUAAGAAAAUUAGUUUCUCGUUGGAUACCCCACCUAUUGACUGAAGAGCAGAAAACAGCCAGGGUUAAUUGUGCUGAUGAAUCGUGGAUUUACUGUUAUGAACCAGAAAAUAAACGACAGUCGGCUGUUUGGAUGUUCCAAGGUGAAGAAAAGCCAACAAAAGUCAUCCGUUCUCGAAGUGUUUCGAAAAAGAUGGUCGCGACAUUUGUGUCAAAAGCAGGUCAUAUUGCAACAAUUCCUCUUAAUGAGCAAAGGACUGUUACUGCGGAUGGGUAUACCAGCAUUUGUUUGACAAAAGUCGUCACCGAGCUUCGAAAAAUCAACCGCGAAAGAAGAAUCAUCCUCCACCAAGACAGUGCAAGCUCGCACACAGCCCAAAAAACAAGGCAGUAUUUAACGAAAGAAAACGUAGAAUUAUUGGACCAUCCUCCAUAUAGUCCCGAUCUAAGUCCUAACGAUUUCUUUACUCUCUCGAAAAUUAAAAACAGACUGCGUGGUCAAAGGUUCCAGUCACCAGAAGAAGCAGUUGACGCAUUCAAAAAUGCCGUUUUGGAUCUGCCAGCAGACGAGUGGAAUAAGUGCUUCGAAAAUUGGUUCGAGCGCAUGCAGAUAUCAUAG
This is a messenger RNA of Acanthoscelides obtectus, 831 nucleotides long. Lineage: Eukaryota; Metazoa; Arthropoda; Insecta; Coleoptera; Chrysomelidae. The record is from the annotation of a GenBank genome assembly.